AAGACAGGCGUAACAUCCAUCUAGCGCUAAGGGAAUGGGAGUCCUACACAUGCGUCAAAUUUAUUCCGGCCUCGCCCACAGAUCAAUAUUCUUUGGACAUCAAGGACUCGGACGGAUGUCACUCGUAUGUGGGUAUGAAGCGUAAGCAGCAAAUGGUAGGCCUGGCAAAGCCCUGCAGAAAGAGAAGUAUCAUACUUCACGAGAUCGGUCAUGCUAUCGGGAUGUUCCACGAACAAGCUCGGCCGGACCGCGACGAGUACAUCAGCAUUCUGUACAACCACAUCCUCCCGCCAGUUAGAUUCAACUUCCAAAAAAUUGACCCUGAGCAGACGACUAACUACAGUAUAGCGUACGACUACCUCAGCAUAAUGCAUUAUGGGGAAACAGCGUUUUCCUUUAACAGAUCAGCUAUCACAAUGAAAGCUGGAAAUCCCAGCUUUCAGAAAAAGAUGGGCAAGGCGACGCGUAUAAGUUUCCGCGAUGUUAUGUCCGUCAACAAAAUGUACAAUUGUGCAGGUCACUGUACAGUUAAACCAAACUGCCCAUUCAAAGAAGCCUUUGUUGGUAAAGACUGUCGCUGUUGGUGCCCAACAGACGAAAACGAUCGCGAACCCGCAAAAUUGUGUCCAACUGCACCCCCAGUUGAUCCUCCUAGGAUAAAUAAGACCCAAACCAGCAAUCGCCGACCAAGGCCAAACCAAUCACAAAGAGAAGCAAACGGUGUGCUACUUAAAAUCGCCUUCAAUCCGAACCGACGUCAAAUAUCUAACGGUGCAGCGAGUGCUGUCUUGACUCCCGUAGGCAGAGGUCAUAGCUUCAUUCGGAACCCGUCGGAUCAGGGGGCCCGCAUGGUACCUACUUCCGGCAGUGAAGGAUCUGAAUCGUUAGCUGCAACUUUAUCAAAUCUCCCAUCAUCCAUCAGAAUAGGAUCUCUUGGUGCUAAUGGGGAGCGCCCGGUAAGAAGCAGAAGUAGAAAUAUCCAGUCGAGGAAUCUAGCUUUAGGUAGAAGGACUAAUUUCUUCCGACGUCUACCGUCCCCUCGGUCACAGCGUCCUUCUACCACAGAAUCUGGUAAUCGUCUAGAGCAGCAGCUCGCGAAAGAGUUAAAUAAGCUGAAUGGGGUUAAUUCAGGAACAAUAAGUCGGCCAUCACGACGUACUCCGCUACUGUCGGGAUUAAUGCCCACCCGACAAUCUGGCAGUGACAUGAACUCUCUGGUUAGUAAUGCUGUGAGCGUGUUGACUGGUGGCCGGCGUGGUAACACCAACCGGAAUACGAACGGUGCGGUGGUCUCCUCGCAGACACCAGGAGGGGGAGUGGCAACAUCAGAUCUGAAGCAACUUCUACAGGAGCUCCGUCGACUUAACAACCAGAACCAGAUGUCUACCCAAAAUCCCAUUGUUGGCAAUGUUCGACACACACAUGUUAGGUCCAGACCCAGACACUUAAUGCGAGAAUUAUCCGACCUUAGAUCUCAAACGGGUCCACAACAAAGACCACAUCUCUCAGAAGAACAAAUGUCAUACCUUUUACAAAAGUUUCCAUCCUUUAGUUCCCCGAGUGUUACUCAUACACAUCCUGUAGUUAUGCGACCAUCCUCUGGCCACAAUCGUCAUCAUCAUAAUCAUCAUAAUCAUCAUCAUCACAACGAACACCAACAUAACGGCAUUCUAUCACCCAUCACUAGUAACACACACUUCCAUACUAAUCCCUGAGGACUACAACAAUGUAUGUGUCCUUGAUGGAGCAUAACGUACCGUCACAAGAACUCUUUACUGAGAAUGGCGUACACCUGCAUAUGGCUCCAUCUAGUAUGUGACGACUGGCGAAUGGAUAAACAUCACAUACGGGACAUUUAUCUGAGCAAUUGAAAAAAGAAUAUCAUAUUUGAUCUGUUGGUUUUUAAUCUACAAGCGUUUAUGCAGGAUUAUACACUGAGAUUGACAAUGUAUUAUGGAAAUAUUUUCGCCAUAACCAUCACUAUAAUAAAUGUGACGUCAUUAUUACCAGGAAGUGACUGAAGACGGAGGUUAAUGAAUACCGGAAGUGGCAGCAAUACUCGUACAAUUAUAUAUUCCCUGUGUCACUGUAUAUAAAACUAAUGCAUACAGCUGGCUUUAUACCAAAACGAGGAUGAAUUGUAUGUGAAAUAUUCACACCGGACUAUUGUUCGCUUGUUAAUGUUUCACGUCAUUUCCCAAUAACUUUAGUGAUGGGACAUCAGCUCACAUGAUGUCACUCAGGACUUGUAUGGUAACAGGAUAUGAUAUUACGACAGCCAAUGUGGAUCGAUUUUUCACAUUUGCUGCUCUUCUGAAGAUUUUCGAUAAUCAGAUUUUUUACGUACUGACACUGUUUCGACAUGGUGUCUGUCACAUAAUGCGUAAGUGAUAAUCCGGUGUUAUCAGUGGCCAAAUAUCGAGGUGAGCGCAAGACGCUUGUGACAAUGACUCCAAUUGUCGUACCAAUACCUAAAAUCAUGUGUAACGCUAAAUCCUGAUUUUACGAUGAAAUGGUUUUGUUAAUAUCAAAUUGUUUAUUUACCAAUCAUAUCAUGUUUGUAUAUAAAGUGUAAACAUUGUCAGCUAGUCACAUGUUUAUAAGAAAUUGUAAAUAAAUUGUUAUUAUAUAAUUUGUUAGAUAGACUUUAGAAAAUAUAUUAGGGUAAUUUAUUGUGUAAAUUGUAAUUUAAAGGCCGUCGUCAGGGAUGUCCAAAACUUGACAACUAAACUCUAGUUUACGGGAGUUAGUUAUGACAACUUUAAAUACUGUAAUGGCAGUGUAGUGAAGCAUAAAACACAAAAUAUCAUUGCGAGUGCAGGUCUUUCAAUAAACAAAAUCACUUUGAAAACAAACAGCAUUUUAGACAUAUGUACACAUCAAUAUUGGUCCAAAUAACGACUGCUCGAGCUCCAACCCCUCACUAGAAAUCCUUGGUUGAUUUAAGGUGAUUCUUCUAACUAAUCUCCUCGGUAUACUCCAGAAGGGGCCUUCUGUGGCUACAAAAAGUGUCUCUAUGGAAUGACAGGAUAUAGUCCUAUAAUGGGUUAUGAAUUAUCUAACGAUCAGUCAUCUUUUAUAUGUAAGAUUUCUGAUUGUGAGCGCCUUUAAUCACAUUUCUGAUUGUGAGCGCCUUAAAUCACAUUUAUGAUUGUAGGCGCCUUUAAUCAUAUUCCUGAUUGUGAGCGCCUUAAAUCACAUUUAUGAUUGUAGGCGCCUUUAAUCAUAUUCCUGAUUGUGAGCGCCAUUAAUCACAUUUCUGAUUGUGAGCGCCUUUAAUCAUAUUCCUGAUUGUGAGCGCCAUUAAUCACAUUUCUGAUUGUGAGCGCCUUGAUCACAUUCCUGAUUGUGAGCGCCUUAAAUCACAUUCCUGAUUAUGAGUGCCUUGAUCACAUUCCUGAUUGUGAGUGCCUUUAAUCUCAUUUCUAAUUGUGAGCUCCUUUAGCCACAUUUCUGAUUGUGAGAGCCUUUAAUUAUAUUCCUGAUUGUGAGCGCCUUAAAUCACAUUCCAGAUUGUGAGCGCCUUAUCACAUUCCUGAUUGUGAGCGGCUUUAAUCUAUUCCUGAUUGUGAGCGCCAUUAAUCACAUUUCUGAUUGUGAGAGCCUUGAUCACAUUCCUGAUUGUGAGCGCAUUUAAUCACAUUCCUGAUUGCGAGCGCCUUGAUCAUAUUCCUGAUUGUGAGCGCCUUUCAUCACAUUUCUGAUUGUGAACGCCUUUAAUCACAUUUCUGAUUGUGAGCGCCUUUAAUCAAAUUCCUGAUUGUGAGCGCCUUUAAUCACAUUUCUGAUUGUGAACGCCUUUAAUCACAUUUCUGAUUGUGAGCGCCUUUAAUCACAUUUCUGAUUGUGAACGCCUUUAAUCACAUUUCUGAUAUUUAUAAUAAGUAAAUAUUACUUCUUUUCUGUAGCUCACGUAGUAGGCAUUAUUGACCGCUGUCAGACCUAUACAUAUUUAUAUCUACAUCGGUAUUCGGCAUUGGGACGAUUGUUCAUCAUAUGAAAAUCAUUUUGAUAACUUGUUACUGGUUCUAACACGCUUUUCAUUUGAUAAUUUAUUAUGUUGAUUAUGACUGGCCGACAAAAUAAGGACAAGUUGCGAUUUCUUCAUACUAAUACUAACAAACGACUUAUUUUUCACGAGCAUACUUUGGUAUAAAAGACGAUUUUCGAAGUAAUCGUUAACAGUUUUCAAUACAAAAGCGAGUAACUUCAAAACUGUUGGCCAUCAAUAGCAAUAUUCUUGUUGUUGUCAAUAAAACAGUUUAACACGU
Molecule: messenger RNA, 4271 nt
Organism: Pecten maximus
Lineage: Eukaryota; Metazoa; Mollusca; Bivalvia; Pectinida; Pectinidae
Exons: 5
Coding region: 135-1715 (526 amino acids)
Biological process (GO): proteolysis
Molecular function (GO): metalloendopeptidase activity
Source: RefSeq, a predicted model, not a curated record